GUGUCAGUCAGUCUUUGUGGGUGCAACGGAACGGUCACUCGGUCGGUAACGACGCGCUUCGCUUCGCUUUGGGGAUCGUGCAUGCAAAUCGUUGCGACUAAAUUAAAUAAUAACUCGCGAUCGUAUCGAUUCCCAAGCAUAUUCAAGGGUCGCGACAUUCCGGCUCCGUCUUAAGCGCGCUUUCUUUGUCGGGUGGUGCGGCACCACUCUAGGUGGUUGCCACUGUGCGUCAAGUAUUGGACGAUUGGCAGAUAGCAGACCGAUUGCAGCAGCAGAAGAAGAGGGAUCAAGAGAUCUAGCGACCCACCUGAAACACUACAACGAAUAUUAUGCUGAUCAUGCUGGCGCUGUGCCUGACGCUCUCCCUGAUGCUCGCCAUGGCCAGUCACCAUGGCUCCAUAGUCCACUCGAUGCAUCAUCAACAACGCCAGCGACACGACACCACCGACAUCAAGGACAAGAUCAUUGAGCUCCAGUGCUUGGCCCGUUGUGAGAACAUCACCAGUCUAUCCCAUCACAUUCAACUGCAUCCGCAGCGAUGUUUGGAGCAGUGUCGCCUGGAACUAUUGCGUGCUCCACGCGUUGGCAGUUGUCCUAGCAGCAAGCAUCUGAUGCGCCAAGCUCCACUCUCCUGCCUCGACAAUUGUGCCCACGAUCACGACUGCAUCGAGGUGCACAAGUGCUGUGCCUCCAGCUGCGGUCCCGUUUGUGUUGAGGCUCUGGGAGUGCGAAAUGCAACCCAACUGCCGCCCAUCCCGAAGAUCCUGCGCUACAAGCUGCCGCGCAGCCACAAGGUGGAGUUGACAAUUGAGUCCUCACUGUUGCCCUAUUACUUCCAUGUCGAGGUGCGUUCCCACAUCGGACGUCUGUUUGCCCCACGAAAACUGGGCGUCUGGCAGUCGCAGCAGGUCGAGAAGAUACUGGAGACGACCAACGGACGCAGCAAAUUCAUGGACAUCUCAUUCAACAUACGUCCGGGUCGCUGGUAUCAGGUGCGUGUAGCGGCUGUGAAUGCUCAGGGAUUCCGCGGUUACUCGCAACCCUCGCACGCUUUUACCUUGGCAAGCCAUCCUAAGCCACCUAAGGCGCCUAAUGACCUGAAGAUUGUGGGCAAGCAUUAUGAUGGUCGCAAUUAUAUGAGUGUGAAGCUCAUGUGGUGUCCCUCCAAGUCUAACCUCCCAGUAGAGAAAUACAAGAUCACCUGGGCGCUUUACGUACGUACCGAGGACGGUUCCCUCGUCGAGGACGAAGCCUACGUCAAGGAUACACAUCAAUUCGAGAUCAAGAAACUGCAGGCCAACUCCUCGUAUUACAUCCAGGUGCAGGCCAUGUCCAUCAGCGGCUCACGACGCCUCAAGUCCGAGAAGAAGGCGCUGCUGUACAACACAACGCUGCAGGCGCCAGUCGAUCCACUGGGUUCGCUGCAGUGCAGCAACCUGCGCCACAGACACCACCACCAGUCGAGCAGCCAGUUCAGCGAGAUCAGCUCCACUCCAACGAUCUAUGAGCUGGGGCUGGGACGAAGCACAACGUCCGCUGCAGAGCUGAACUCGGCGUCAUUUCACUAUGAUGUACGUUUCCGUUUGAACCGGAAAUUCGGCAUGAUUGUGCAGAUUUUGGGCUUUCAGCCACACAAGGAGAAAGUCUACGAAUUAUGCCCCCAAGAAACGAAUUGCGAACAACGCGAGUUCAGCGCGAUUCGCGUUAAAAAAGAUUCGCUGGAGUUUAGCAAAUUGAAGUAUAACACAACUUACGUGCUGAAGGCGUUACGUCCGAGUCCGAACUCCGUGUUGGAUGAGACAAGGAAUGCGUUCACAUUCACAACACCCAAGUGCGACAAUUUCCGUAAGCGUUUUCCUAAAAUGCAAAUCAGAUGCAGCGAUCAGUCCUAG
Molecule: messenger RNA, 1892 nt
Organism: Drosophila nasuta
Lineage: Eukaryota; Metazoa; Arthropoda; Insecta; Diptera; Drosophilidae
Gene: Kal1
Product: anosmin-1 Kallmann syndrome 1
Biological process (GO): neuron differentiation
Cellular component (GO): cell surface; extracellular region
Molecular function (GO): protein binding; peptidase inhibitor activity
Source: RefSeq, a predicted model, not a curated record